AUGCAUGUUGCCAUUUCUCAAACUCCCAAACGCCAAUAUUUCAUUGUGACUGAUUUUUUCCGUGGAUUCAAAGCACGAGAAUAUUCCAUAUACGAUCAAACUGGCAAAAAUCUGCAAUAUAGAAUUGAAUCGAAAUAUCAUAUUCUUCAAUCGCUUGAAUUAGUUACUUAUCCAACAAAGAAGGUUAUUGGUAAACUUCAAGCUAAUUUAAGACUAUUAGUAUACAAAGGAAAUAUCGAAAUAUUUGAUGAUCAUACUCAACAAUGGUUAAAAGGUGUUAUUACUCAAAAUUUUCAAUUAUUUGGACAUAAUUGGACAAUAAAAUGGAAUGAUCGUUCGUUGUCAAUGGAAACUGAUCCCAUAUCACUGACUACAAAUUUUUUUGACAAACAACACGAUCGAAUUCUCUUGGCUAAAUUUCAAAUGAGAGUCCAAUCAUUUUUUUGGGUUAAUCAAUACGAUAUGGAAGUCUAUUCAAACGCGAUACCUGAUGGUGUUUAUCUGUUAAGUUUAGCUGCUAGAGAUCAUACUUUGCAAGCAGGCAAGAGGGGAUAA
Molecule: messenger RNA, 555 nt
Organism: Rotaria sp. Silwood1
Lineage: Eukaryota; Metazoa; Rotifera; Eurotatoria; Philodinida; Philodinidae
Source: the annotation of a GenBank genome assembly